AUGACCAGAGAUCUUGGUCCCCUUGCCCAGAUUGGGCUUACCGUCUGGCUACUAUGUGGCCUUGCUUGCUCUGAUGACACAGGAUGUGCAUCUAACGCCCCAUCGCUUCUGGCUGUGAAGGUGGAAACCCAGUCGACCGACCUUGCUGUCCUCGAAGACGAUCUGAUUGCCAGGAAUCUCACAAAUGGCUCCAAUGUGACGUUGGAAGGGCUCGUCAAAAACAACGUCCAAGAUAACAUGAAGGAGAUCAACGCCCUGCCGAACCUGGAGAACCGUAGCAACGAAACUGGCGAUGAGACUCAGAGCAACGAGACUCAGGGCAAUGGUACCGUGAACGGUACCACUGGCAAUGGCACAUCCCAGAGCACCCGGCCACGACACGGUUUCGGGGAGCUGGCUGUGAAUUUGGAGUUUAUCACUCUGAAGCUGGCGCAGCUGGAGACCGUCGCCGAGCUGCAACAAGUCGAGAUCCACAAGCUCCUCAAGAAGGUCGACGAGCAGGACCAGGAAAUCAAGAUGCUGAAAGCCCAGACGGGCACAGAUUCAACAACUCCGGGGUCCAGCUUGGCCCAGGAAGCAGAAAGGGAUCGCGUGGAAGAGGCGCAAGCCGUCUUCAAGAAGGUUGUGCAGAAGCAUCAUCACCAAAGGCAAAAGCGAGAAUUCGUAACGCCGUUCUCAGGCGCCCGACAGGGCCAGGCCGACAAGGCCGGCAAGGCCGGCAAAGCGCAGAAGGCGGCGAGGCCCUCGGCGAGGCAUCCUGUGAAAGCAAAGGGCGAGGCAAUGAUGCAGCGGGCGCAGACGUCUCAUGGAGGCAACCAAAGCUCGCUGGACACGGCGGUUUCUGCGAAAUUUGUGGACGACUUUGUGGACACCGUCAGUGACGUGGGUGGCUCCGCGCUGGGGACCAUUACGGAUGGAACUGGCAUGAUUGGGGAUGCCUUGGGCGACGCCUACCAGCAUGCGGCAGAUCAGGUCUCCUUCGUGGCUAACACCGUGAUCGACACCGUGGAGAUGGCCGUGACUAUCCUGCUCCGUGGCUUUACAGACUGGGAUGCGUCCUGUCCUGACAUGCAGUGGCCGAGCAUGACUGUGAACUCCAACGGGCUCUAUGUCGACUGGGGAAAACAGUACUGCUACAUCAGGCUCAUGGGCCAAAGCAUCACGCUCCUCGACUUUGACUUUGGGGACACGAGCCUUUCUUGGCCAGAGCCCAUCAAGACCGUGACCCGCUAUGGCCUGGAACCUAUCAAGGCGGUGGUGAACAUCGGCAGGGAGGUCGUCAGCUGCGCCACGGAGGGCUCCGUCACCGACGUCUUCAAGUGCUUCGGCAACAAGCUCCUCGAGGUGGUCCCACCUUUGAACUUCUUGAAUCGGGUGGGCGACAUGAUUCAGGAGUUCAUCGAGGUUUUUGCCCACAUCGCCACGGCAGUCAUAAACACGAUCCUGAAGGACAGCAGCUCGCUGAUUCAGCAGGCCGUGAAUUCAACCUUCCCUGCUGUGGGCGACGCUCCUCGGGUGCACCACGCCGGGAGGAAUCUGGUCGUCAAGACCCACGCGCAGCGCCAUCCGGGUGCAUCCCGGGAGCCCUCCAGCCCUGCGCCCCAGCCGGCCGAGCGAGCGCAAGGCGCCACGGAUCCGGUGGGAGCCGUGCAGGUGGAUGCGCUUCAGCAGGAGCGGGGUGAUGACGAUGACGAUUCCCAGGGCGGAAUCUCCUUUGAGAUCCAUGACAACGACGCCAACUAUGCCACGAAGCUGAUCACACAGUUCGGUGGCAAGGAGAUCGACACCAGCAGCUGCCUCGCCUUCGCACCUAAGACCCGCCGGGGCACCAACAAUAAGGUGACGAAGCGAGACUGGCAAGUAGGGGCUGGGGAGGACUUCAUUCAGCUGGAGCCCUGGGCGGUUCCUUGCGACAACUCCUGGAUGCAGGAGAAUCCUGACAAGUGGGAGGGCUACUCCUUCUACACCUGGGAAUCGGCCAUCGAGAAGUGUGUCACUGUCAGCUACAGCAUGUCUACUCAGCCUGUGCUGGCAUUUGUUGGGGGCUUAGAGUUCGACCUGCUGCCGUCGCCUCUGACCGAGAUGGAGACCACUGUGUGCUGGCCGGACAAGCAACCGGGCGGAGUGGAUUUGAGUGUCUUGCGCACUGUAAUCCUCUCUGGGGGCGUCCAGCUCUUCAGCCGCACUCUCCGCCUCACCAAGCGCUUUGGCAGCAACACAGACUUCGAGCAGGGCAACAUCUACCCAGCACACGAGACAUGGCGAAACCCCAUUGGCAUUGCCACCGGCCGGCAUGGCGUCGAGGACGACCGCUCUCUGGAGGCCAUGAACCGGGAGGCCUUGCUCCAGAACGAAACAAAGACCACUCGCAGAGCCAAAGAGCGCAGUCGCCGCCCCUCGAAGCGAGACCUCCAUUGGAACGAGGAGGAGGUGUACCUGGCCUCCCUGCUCUACGACCGCUUCAUGAACACCAGUUUAACAAGGCAGCUCAAGGGAGAGGAGGCGCGACGCCACCUCCGAUUCAUGCAGGAGGAGAGUGGGUCGCAGAGCGACUUCGAGCUCUUCAGCUUCAGCAACCCCGGCUUGGUGUCCUUUAACAUCCGUGGCAUCCUGGCCAACAACGACCUGCAGAUCGGACUCAAGGUCAGCUUUGGGCCUUUCACCUCGCCAGAGAAGCGGAUCACCCUGGUAAACAUCGUGGACCACUAUCGCCUGGUCCUGUCAGCCAUGCCGUUCGUCUCCGUAGACACGCGCGUCAAGGCCCUCCAAGCCCUGAAAGACUUCUCGGCCAGCGACGUCGCCAAUGCGUCUCCCAGCUCCACGGCGGUGGUGGGAGAGCAGCGACUGGGGCAGAACUACGUAAGCGAUAACAAGAACUACCUGGUCUUCAGCACGCGCCAGCAUGGCCAGGUCACGAACCUUUGGAAGGGCCUCAUGGCCGGAGACAUGACGUGGGAGGUGGUCAUGAAGUUUCAUGACACACCCCCGUGGCAGACCAACAUCAUGGGUACUUACGAGUUUGCUGACAACACUUACAGUACAUCUAAUCGCCGACGUUCCGUGGGUCUUUUCAUUCGCCCAGAUGGAAGGCACUUCAUCGGCGCUGCAUUGACGCAGCAGUCACAGGGGGGCAGCGCAGCAGCUGGCCCUAACCUGUUCGAUCACAAGUGGCACCACGUAGUCCUGGUGCUCUCCAAGAGCACGCAGAAGGCCUACUACUUCAUCGACGGCGUCCUGAUCAACUCCUACGACUACCGCGUGGGUACUGACAACCCAUCGAUUGAUGGGACCAUAACCAUCGGCGGUGGCCAUCUCUCGCGAAACUUCAGGAACGAGGUGAGCCGCUUUGCUAUUUGGAGCCGGGCAUGGUCCCAGGACGAUGCGACCAAGGCCAAGACUUGCAACGUGGACACCCGGGGCCUGAAGGUCCUGUACACCCUGGAUGGUGGCUACGAGGACAUCGAGGAUCACUACCUCGACCUAAGCAGCAAGGGCUCCGCCGGAUCAUUCGCGGCCUGUACCGACUGCCAGCACUGCGCCACUUAUGCCAGCACAGCCGUGAGCAUCCGCUGA
Symbiodinium natans is the source of this 3573-nucleotide messenger RNA. Lineage: Eukaryota; Dinophyceae; Suessiales; Symbiodiniaceae. The record is from the annotation of a GenBank genome assembly.